Molecule: messenger RNA, 801 nt
Organism: Erpetoichthys calabaricus (reedfish)
Lineage: Eukaryota; Metazoa; Chordata; Cladistia; Polypteriformes; Polypteridae
Gene: otulina
Product: OTU deubiquitinase with linear linkage specificity a
Exons: 3
Coding region: 49-765 (238 amino acids)
Source: RefSeq, a predicted model, not a curated record
AAAUGUGUCGCAUGGCGAUGACGUCAACGCGACGCCGUCGAGUUGUUGAUGAGAAGUUCGGCUUGGAGGGUCAUGUCGUGGGUGCAAGCGAUAUCGUCGUCUGGGGAGGAUGUUUUUGAUGAAUAUAUGGAUGAUAUGCAGCCCCAGCAGAACGAAUGGCGGUGUAAUAUGGAAAAACGUGUUAAGGAUGGUUAUCGGGAUGGAAUUGAAGCAGGUAAAGAAUCUGCACUUCAGAAUGGAUUUAAUCAAGGGUAUGUAGCUGGUGCUACUAGCAUGAAGACCAUUGGAGAGUUGAAGGGGAUUUUAAGUGCUUUACUGACAUGGUGCCAAAUGCAGAAAAUGGAUUCCAGGAUCAUUGAUGAUUUGAAGCAGCUUCUUCAGACAGCUGCUGACCAAGAGGCAGUGCUUCUUGAGAGACUAAGGAUUUCUCAACAGGAAACAAAUGUCAGUGAAGUUACAGAUGAUAUUGAGCUCCUGGAACUAAAUGCUGUUGUACAGGAAACCAGCUGUGGAGGCUGUGGUAAUUCUGUAGAGGAUCCAUGCAGUAAACUUGAUAAUGAAUUUGACAAAGAACAUCGUAAAAAACAAGAUCUAUUUUCCAAAUCAGUUGAAUGUUGGACAUUUCACAAAGUAUCAGAUUCUGAAAAUGAGCAUGUAGCAAAUCUUUUAAUUCAGAGUUUUGAACUAGCCAGUGCAUUAAAUCUUCCAGCAGAGCUGCUACAGCAUAUUAAAUAUCUUGGGACAAUUCAGGUAAAUGUGAAAUAAGGAACUCCUACAAUGUAUUUUUGUAACAAUUGCUGU